Trichoderma atroviride IMI 206040 is the source of this 1206-nucleotide messenger RNA. NCBI's taxonomy places the organism in Eukaryota, Fungi, Ascomycota, Sordariomycetes, Hypocreales, Hypocreaceae. The record is from RefSeq and is a predicted model, not a curated record.
GGCUUGCCAGAGAUAUUUAUUCCAGCGUCCGGACCCCCCCAGUCCACCCAUUGCCGUGGUUCCUUUUUUUUUUCUCUCUCUUUGGUCUCUCGCGCUGUCUAUCCGUCCAUACUACCUGCACUACACUAACCCAUCCUUCGAUGAGACGCCAGAAAAAGUCGCGAGUCCCCAUCCAUCCAUCCCAUCCCAAUUCCAGCUUUGCCCACACUCCCACGCCUGCUAGUCCUAGUAGGUCCAACUAGUCCCAGUCCCAGCCAAGCACACACGCCCCCCAUCGGCCAGCGAAGACCGACGGCAGAUUGUCGUCCACCAUGAGGGCUAGACCGCUUCCAGAGCACGGUCAGGCCUCAGGCGCAAGUAGCGGCGUGCCGCGCAGUACCUCCAAGGGCCGCCUGGCGUGUACCUCCAAGGGCCGAGUGAUCCUGGCCUCUGCAAAAGAGCGGCGCCGAAAGGGCUCUGGCGGCGGUGGAUACGACUGGUCAGGUCCCGGCGCAACCGAACCUGUCGACCGAUGCCGAUAUCCGACUUAACCCCCAAGCAUCAUAGCCAGACGCCUCUAGACUGCUUCGAGGCAAGGAAAAGCCUGUGCGCCCGGAGUAGCUGGGAAUCCAUUAUUCGCUCUGGGGGCCCAGAGCUCGUUUUUUUUUUCUCUCGUCUGUGUCUCGUCUCUCUGUCUCUCAGGCGGCGGGUCCCCCAGAAUCAGCACGUCGAAUCCCGGGACAGCCGGUUCGAGGAGAGGCAGAAACUUGUACGUAGGAAAUCCCGCAUCAAAAUCAUGGGUAAUCUUUUUUACUGGGCUCCCAAUUUCCUUGCCCAUUGCGCGCUUACCCGCAUCGACAGAGGGAACAGCGCAUCAUAAUACCUGCUGCAGCUACAAGCAGUCUAGCUAUGUACAUACAAUACGAUAACGCGCAAUGAUACCUGCGCACUCUCACUGACCGGAUUGAUGCUCGUCCAUGCCGGCAGCUGUGUCUGUGUCAGUGGUCGUUUCUUGGGGUCCCUUUUUUUUACAAGUAAUUCCCUCUUUUUGAUGGUGUUGGUUUUAACCAAGAGGCUGUUUCAAACGGUCUACUCCGUAGUGCUAGCAUAUUCCCACCCAGUAGACUACUCGACUACCUAGAUACAUGUAAUCAAAGCGCGUAUUGAAUGACACGGAGAGCACAGAAUAAGAAAGAAAAAAAGCUUCGCGAAACGCACUUUGUACGU